Cebus imitator (Panamanian white-faced capuchin) is the source of this 3811-nucleotide messenger RNA. RefSeq names its product CTD small phosphatase 1 (gene CTDSP1). NCBI's taxonomy places the organism in Eukaryota, Metazoa, Chordata, Mammalia, Primates, Cebidae. Gene Ontology annotation, molecular function: RNA polymerase II CTD heptapeptide repeat phosphatase activity. The coding region runs from base 1402 to 2304 and encodes 300 amino acids. The transcript is spliced from 8 exons. The record is from RefSeq and is a predicted model, not a curated record.
GGCGGGACUGGACAGGACGCGCCCGCCCCGCCCCGCCAAAGAGGCCCCAGGGGCGAGCGGGAGGGGAGGAAGUGCCGAGGCGUGUUUAUCGGGCUUGGCGUUAUUCUUAAUUUUUAAAUGGUGAACACAAAAUAGUAACGACGAGUGAAAAGGACGUCAUAAACCGGGGAAAAGACCGGCCCGCAGACCCACGGCGCGCACCACGAAGGGGCUUCCCGCGUGAAGACGGGGACCUCCGUUCCCAAGUGCCAGCACUGCGCCAGAGGCCGGGUGGGGCGGGCCAUGAGAGUCUCUGGUUUGAGGUCCCCACGUUCGGACUUUGGGCCCACUGCGUGCGGCGUCGUGCUGGGCUCCAGGGACCGGUAGCGAGUCCCGUGACCCCCACCGCACCCCCAGUAGUCACAGGGCGGCCGGCGAGCGCGGGCAGGGGAGGGGGUCUGGGAAUGGCCCUGGAGAAGGUGGCAUUUCCUCAAGGUCGGUGGGAUUUGGCUACGCAAAGGGAACUGCGCGUACUAAACUUCAGGCGGGAACGCGCGGUGGCCCGGGACCUGCGGGUGGACGUGCUGGGAGAGGUCGGCAGGCCGCUUCCCAGGGCCGGGAGUUGGAAUUUCACGCCCUGCAGACCGGGGGCACCUCGCCCUGGGGCUGCGGGGGGCGGUCAGCGACCGUCCCAUUCAAGAGCGUGAUUCUGACGUUUGCGCAGAUACUUGGAGCCUGCAGAGCCUUCGCUGGCUCACGAGGUCCUUGCGAGGUGACCCCCGCGACCACCAGACCCAUUUCACAGAUGUGGUAGCGCUAUCCCCAAGUCCUCAACGGGGAAACCAAGAAACGUCUAGUUCAGGUCCUCAGAAAGCGCAGAGGUGGAGCCGCGGAGCACUCGGGCACUCCCCAGCGUGGGCACUCCGGGCAGGCGGGCCUUGGCCCGGGGCGCUCGGCAGCUUGGAACGGUGGGCCGGGUACCGGGCCUGCCACGCAGCCGCAGAGGCUCGGCCCCGCCGGCGGGCGGCAGGAAGGGAGGGGACGCCUCCUGGAGCGCGGCAGGAACCCGGCCCGGCCCGCCUCCCAGUCCGCCUAGCCGCGCCGGUCCCUGAAGUGAAAGCCGCGGCCAAGUCCAGGUCACACCGAAGCCAUUGCCCUUUUAAGGGGGAGCCUUGAAACGGCGCCCGGGUUCCAUGUUUGCAUCCGCCUCGCGGGGAGGAAACUCCAUGUUGUAACAAAGUUUCCUCCGCGCCCCCUCCCUCCCCCUCCCCCCUAGAACCUGGCUCCCCUCCCCUCCGAAGCUCGCGGGGAUCCCUCCCUCCCACCCCUCCCCUCCCCCCCGCGCCCCGAUUCCGGCCCCAGCCGGGGGGGAGGCCGGGCGCCCGGGCCAGAGUCCGGCCGGAGCGGAGCGCGCCCGGCCCCAUGGACAGCUCGGCCGUCAUUACUCAGAUCAGCAAGGAGGAGGCUCGGGGCCCAUUGCGGGGAAAAGCCACGUUCCCACAAACUUCGCGUCACGCGUGGUGGCGCCGAGCCCCUCGGAGGCACAGAGGACGGCCAGAACUUCCAACAGUCGCCUGGCGCCCGCGGGGACUCUUGUGCCUAGUGGGUGACCAGAGGUCAGCAGCUUCCCAGAAGCCCCGAAGCCGGGGCAUCCUCCACUCACUGUUCUGCUGCGUCUGCCGGGACGAUGGGGAGGCCCUGCCUGCCCAUAGCGGGUCGCCUCUGCUUGUGGAGGAGAAUGGUGCCAUCCCCAAGCAGACCCCAGUCCAGUACCUGCUCCCCGAGGCCAAGGCCCAGGACUCAGACAAGAUCUGCGUGGUCAUCGACCUGGAUGAGACCCUGGUGCACAGCUCCUUCAAGCCAGUGAACAACGCCGACUUCAUCAUCCCUGUGGAGAUUGAUGGGGUGGUCCACCAGGUCUACGUGCUGAAGCGGCCUCACGUGGAUGAGUUCCUGCAGCGAAUGGGCGAGCUCUUCGAAUGUGUGCUGUUCACUGCCAGCCUCGCCAAGUAUGCAGACCCAGUAGCUGACCUGCUGGACAAGUGGGGGGCUUUCCGCGCCCGGCUGUUUCGAGAGUCCUGUGUCUUCCACCGGGGGAACUACGUGAAGGACCUGAGCCGGCUGGGCAGAGACCUGCGGCGGGUACUCAUCCUGGACAACUCGCCCGCCUCCUACGUCUUCCAUCCGGACAAUGCCGUACCGGUGGCAUCGUGGUUUGACAACAUGAGUGACACAGAGCUCCACGACCUCCUCCCUUUCUUUGAGCAACUCAGCCGCGUGGACGACGUAUACUCAGUGCUCAGGCAGCCUCGGCCAGGGAGCUAGUGAGGGUGAUGGGGCCAGGACCUGCCCCUGACCGACGACACCCACACCUCCUACCAGGAAGACUGCCCAGGCCUUUGUUAGGAAAACCCACGGGCCGCCGCCACACUCAGUGCCAUGGGGAAGUGGGUGUCUCCCCCACUAGCCCCGCCAGGUGGCAUAGGGACAGCAGGCUGCACUGAGGACCAUGAGCCGGGGGCCCCCUUCAGUGCCUUUGAACCUCCUCCCCCCUUCUCAGGGGACCUCGGGGGCCCUGCCUGCUGCUCCCUUUUUCUGUCUCCUCUGUCCAUGCUGCCAUGCUUCUCUGCUGCCAAAUUGGGCCCCUUGGCCCCUUCCAGUUCUGCUUCCUGGGGGCAGGGUUACUGCCUUGGGCCCCCAGUCUGGGAACGGUGGACAUCAAGUGCCUUGCAUAGAGCUCCCUCUUCCCCACCCAGCUUUCCCAGGGGCACAGCUCUAGGCUGGGAGGGGAGAACCAGUGCCUCCCCCUGCCCCACCUCCUCCCUUGGGAGAGGGCCCCCACCAACCUCUGCCUUUGCUUGGGAGGGAGAAGAGGUCUGUUAGCACUGGGAAAGGAAGCGGGAAUCUGUCCUUCAGGACCCAGAGGGCAGCUUCUCCAGGGCUGACAGCUGAGGGCUGCUCCCCGAAUCACCCAAGCUACCACCUCAGACUCGGCCUUAACCAGCCCUGGGGCUUGGCUCCCCCAGCUCCUGAGUGUGGGGGCAAAGGCAAGACCCUCUUGUGGUGCCAUAUAAAUAUGUAUAUGUGUAUAUAGAAUUUUAGGGGAGGGAGAGAGGGAAGGGUCAGGGUAGAGACACCCCUCCCUUGCCCCUUUCCUGGGCCCAGAAGUUGGGGGGAGGGAGGGAAAGGAUUUUUACAUUUUUUAAACUGCUAUUUUCUGAAUGGAACAAGCUGGGCCAAGGAGCUCCAGGCCCUGUCCUCUGCCUCUCACACCCCUUUGCUCCGUUCAUUCAUUCAAAAAAACAUUUCUUGAGCACCUUCUGUGCCCAGCAUAUGCUAGGCCCACCAGCUAAGUGUGUGUGUGGGGUCUCUAUGCCAGCUCAUCAGUGCCUCCUCACCCACCCAACUUCACUGGUGCCUUUGGGGGAUCUGUAGGAGGUGGGAUCUUUUGUGGGGUUUGGGGAUCUCCAGGAAGCCCGGCCAAGCUGUCCCCCUCCCCUGUGCCAACCCAUCCUCUACAGCCCCCUGCCUGAUCCCCUGCUGGCUGGGGGCCGCUGCGGGGAUAUCCUGCCUUCCAACUCCGUUUCUGAAGCCCCUCCUAACAAGGCGAUUCCGGAGGUCGAGGCCUUGGGCUCUCCCCGAGGUCUAAAGGUUAAGGGGACCCACAUACCAGUGCCAAGGGGGAUGUCAAGUGGUGGUUUCGUGGUGCCUCCCUCCCGUAGAGUUGGGGGGCGAAUACGGUUGGUCUGCGUCAGGUGGCUUCCCCAUUUAAGUGCCUUCUCUGUGGCUGAGCGCCCUAGUGUGAUGAGAACUAAAGAGAAAGCCAGACCCC